Molecule: messenger RNA, 912 nt
Organism: Dacryopinax primogenitus
Lineage: Eukaryota; Fungi; Basidiomycota; Dacrymycetes; Dacrymycetales; Dacrymycetaceae
Exons: 2
Coding region: 31-912 (293 amino acids)
Source: RefSeq, a predicted model, not a curated record
AUCAACGACAAGGUGGCCAAGUAACGAGCGAUGCGUCUUUUCCUCCUCCUGCUCGCGGUCGUCCUCCCAGCGCUAGCCAGUACCAAACUGCAACGCGCUGCCCAGCUCUCGCGUUCCCCGCUCCCCCUGCCCAUCCCCGAACCGCUCCUCCGGACGCACAACCACGCCCGCCAAAUCAGCUCCUGUGGUGUGAACUGUACCUCUACCUCCGCGUGCGUGCCCGUAUGUUCCAGCCCAUCGGACGUAGCGACCAUCAACGCUACCUCCAUGUGCGGGUCGGCGGACGCACAGUGUCUCUGCACAGGGGGGGAUGCGCUCACCUACUCGUGUCUGCAGUGUCUUCUCCAGAGCGAGGAUAUUACUCCGGAGCAGUGGGAUGCCGUGUGUGCGGCGUAUAUGCCCGGUGGGACGACGACUAAGGGAGCAACGACGGCGAUCGCGACGGCUACGGCGGGCGCAGCGCAGGGGACUGCAAGUGCAGGGACAGCAUGCGUCAGUGCAUGCUCGAGCUCGUCAGACCAAGUCGGGUUAGCACAGAUCAUCGACUGCCCAACAGGGAGCACGACCUGUAUUUGUCAGGCAUCGUACACGUUCAGCAACGCCUGCCUAACGUGUACACUGCAGGCGACGGGUAUCUCCCCCGCUCAAUGGGCGAACGACUGUCAAAUCGCUACGGGGCUCGGGAUAGGAGGCACGAGUACGAGUACGACUAAGUUAGUAGCUGCUACGGCUACGGGGGCAGGGGGGACGCGUAUCACUAGCGGCGGGAGUGGGGAUGGGAGCACGAGUGGGAGUAGUACAGCGACCUUGCCAACCGGGGGAACGAGCAGCGCGGGCAGUAGGAUGGCUGGCGAUGGGCUGGGGCUGCUCUUCCUCGGAGGGCUGGGGCUGGGACUGGGACUGCUAGCUUGA